Molecule: messenger RNA, 2077 nt
Organism: Apus apus (common swift)
Lineage: Eukaryota; Metazoa; Chordata; Aves; Apodiformes; Apodidae
Gene: LITAF
Product: lipopolysaccharide induced TNF factor
Exons: 6
Coding region: 349-792 (147 amino acids)
Biological process (GO): regulation of cytokine production
Molecular function (GO): zinc ion binding
Source: RefSeq, a predicted model, not a curated record
UCAUUCUUACUCAGGGAAAAGCUAAAUUUGGCCCAGUACACAGGAGGAUGCCUCACCUCCCCUCCUCGCUCUCAAAGCUGUUCAGACAAGAACCAUCUUUUGCCUGGAAGAUGUUCAGCCCCACUCACACAUUUUGGUGUCUCAGGAGGCCUUCGUAAGAUGACAGGCCCACAGGAAAGCACCUAUCACAGAGAAAAAGGGAACCAAGCUGAAUCUCUCCAGCAGUUCGGGAGAUUCUGCAGGUAUUUCCAGUGGGGAUUUUCCUGGACUUAAAAGAUUAGAUACCACAGUUGUCUAUAGCCAGCAACUUUCUGCUGCGUGUAACAAACGUGCAACAAUCCAAAUACAAUGUCUGCUCCUAGUGGUGCCCCUUUCCCAUCUGCACCACCUUCUUAUGAGGAAACAACAGGAAUCAAUGUGAGCUAUCCUCACCCUUAUCCUGUCCCAGAACAUGGCCAGAAACCGGAGUGGAAAGGGAUGAACCCUCCUCCAUACUUGGGACAGCCCACACCAGUGAAUAACCCGGUUACAGUUCAGACAGUGUACGUGCAGCAGCCGGUAGUGUUUUAUGACCGCCCAGUUCAGAUGUGCUGCCCCUCCUGUAACCAGAUGAUAGUGACACGUCUCUCGUAUGACUCAGGGGCUUUGACUUGGCUGUCAUGUGGUGGCCUCUUCCUGCUGGGAUGCGUAGGUGGCUGCUGCUUAAUUCCCUUCUGCAUUGAUGCCCUGAAGGAUGUGGAUCACACCUGUCCAAACUGCAAUGCACUUCUCGGUUCUUACAAACGUUUAUAGUGUUGAAAUAUUGAUAAUUGGUUGAUGAAGCUGGUUAGCACCUCUACAAGCCCUUUCUGAAGCUUCAUGGAGACCUCUGAUUGUUCUGUGCAUUCUGUCCCUGGAAACCAAUCAAAAGUAAUGUUAAUUGCUAGAUUGUUUGAUUAAGAAUUUUCUUGAAGGGUUUCUGAUACAGGUCUGUAAAAAGUUUGUGUAACCUUUAUGGGCCACUCAGUCCAGCACCAGUUGAUAGCAGCUGUUUUUUUUCUGCUUUAUUCAAAAAACAGUUGGUGAUAACUCUUCAGUUAACCGUGUCUCAAUCCUGUUGCAUGCUGGUGUGCUUGCUUACAGUCUCAGCACAGACCAAGAGGAGAGAGCAUCUGUGGAGACCUAUAUAGUCUCAUGUAUGGUGUUGAUGCUUUUACAACAGCACUGUUUAUAAACUGGCAGGGAGUUUCUUGCCUCAGAGACAGGUGCCUCUCUGACAAAAGAAGUGAUUUGUAGGCAUCUUUUAAUGAGCACUGAAGUUCACUUUAAAAAUUAGCUGAAAGAGAACCAAACCUAAAGGCUUCUUCGUUCUUGGAGGCUGCUCUACCAAAUAGACAACUCAGGUAAUUGUGUGUCAAUGGUGAUUCAAUCUAGUGAAUUUCCUUGCCAUUUUUAAGUCUAGUCAUAUCCCUACUCUGCAGUUUUUACAUAGGAAUUUCAAAUAAGUAUUUUUUUUUCAGUGUUUUUUGUUUGGUUAGGGGGUUUUUAAUGCUGUUUUAUAAGUCUGUGAAAUGUUUUCUCUAACCCAGUGGAAAUGCCAAUAGAGCCUUGGCUAUAGCAUUGGAAAACUUGCUUUUACAUUUACAUAAGUCAAAGGAUAGGUCAUAAACCUCGGCCUUAUCUUAAGGCUUGAAUUCCACCUGCAAAUAGAGAUACAGGACCUGUGCUUUAGGUUGUUGAUCUGUUAACUCUUUCUUCAUUUAGAAGGUAACAUGUUUGCUAAGGAGUUUCUCUGAUUACUUAGAAUUGUACUCUGAUUUUUGUAAAUGAAAGAGAAGUUCUGUUUUCAGAAAGUUAAGCUGGGUGUGCUUAUUUUAAGACAAUGAUCACAAAAAAAGGGAAUGAGGUUUCUGAAGGUUGAAGUAUUUUACCAUGUCAUAAGCAGCAGACUUGAUCUAAGUAACAUUUUGAUGAAUUUGUAUGAUACCUGUCUAGAAAAGGAAGACAGGUGUUUAAAUGAGGCUGUGAUUCUCACACUGUAUUAAUCUCUGUAAAAAGAAAAAGCUAAAAUAAAUACAAAUAAAAAUACUGCAUUUAC